AUGGCUGCAGAGUCGAAUCAGAAGGAAGAGAUAUCGGAGGCCGUCCUUGUAGAUGAGAAAAUGCCCGAAAGUAAGGACGAACAUGUCUACAUUGCCAACACCCUUUCCUUCCCUCGCCAGAUCAUCUUCAUCGCCACCAUUUGCUCAGCUAUGUAUACCAAUCAGCUGGGACUCGGUCAAUCCAUGGACAUUGUGCGCAUUAUUGGCGAGUGGUACAACUUGACCAAUUCCAACGAUCUCUCAUGGCUCAUCGCUGGUUACAGCUUGACAAUUGGCACAUUUGUGCUGAUCGCCGGCCGUCUGGGUGACGACUUCGGCCACAAGAAGAUGUUCAUCAUCGGCAUGAGCUGGUACGCCCUCUGGACGCUGGUAACCGGACUAGCCGUUUACUCAGACCAGAUCCUAUUUAUCAUCGCCCGUGUCUUCCAGGGUAUGGGGCCUGCCAUGACGCUGCCCAAUGCCAUUGCCAUCCUGGGCCAGUCGUAUGCUCCCGGCCCACGCAAGAACAUGGCCUUUGCUUUUUUCGGUGGCAGUGCUCCCUUUGGUGCUAUCUCGGGUUUUGCAACGGGGGGUCUGUUUGCCCUUGCCUGGUGGCCCUGGGCAUAUUGGAGUGCAGCAAUUGCACUGGCAUGUCUGGCUGUUUUCUCAUCGUGGGCGAUUCCACCGCAGCCCAAGUCCCCUCCGUCUGGGAGGACUACCCGUGAGAAGAUCAUGCAUCUCGACCCGUUGGGGUGUAUGACUGGUGUUGCUUCGCUGAUUCUUAUCAACUUUGCAUGGAACCAGGCUGCGGGAGUGGGCUGGCAGCAGCCAUACGUCUAUGUGUGUCUGAUCCUUGGGUUCGUGUUUGGUGCUGCAUUUUUCUGGGUUGAAAUGUACUGGGCUGCAAACCCAAUUCUGCCGCUUUCCGCGUUCAACGCGGACAUUGCCUUUGUACUUGGCUGCACGGCAUGUGGAUGGGCUGUGUUCGGAAUAUGGGUAUACUACGCCGCAGUCUUCGUCAUGGAUAUGACCAAUGUCAGCCCCCUACUUCUGGCAGCAUGGUACAGCCCUGUCAUCCCCUCUGGCCUAGCCUCCGCGUUGGCAGUAGGCAAGCUCCUCGGUCGGGUCUCCGCAGCAUGGAUCAUGGUCGUCGGAAUGAUUUCGUAUCUGAUCGGAUCGAUUCUGGUAGCCACCAUGCCAGCGCACCAGAUAUACUGGGGAAACUUUUUCUGGAGUGUGCUGAUUAUUUGUGUGGGCAUGGACUCGUCAUUCCCCGCGGCUACGAUUAUCUUCUCGGACGCGGUAUCACCCAAGUAUCAGGGAAUCGGCGCCAGCGUGGUAAUGACGCUAGUUAACUAUAGUAUUUCCUUGGGACUGGGGUUUGCAGGAACUGUGGAGAGGGAGAUCAAGAAUGGUGGUGAUACACACGAGGAUAAGAAGAGAGGAUAUCGCGCGGCAUUUUACUUUGAGGUUGGAUUGGCUGGCUUGGGGUUGUUGCUGAGUCUAAUGUUUUUGAUCAAGGAUGAACGGAGGAAGAGAGCGAAGAAGGCCAAGGAGGUCGAGGAGGGUAGUCAGAGUGCUUGAGUAGGGCCCGGAUAGGAUGGGAUGGGCAGACUGCGAUGAUGCAAUACAAAUGGAAAAUCGUUUAGAUGAAGAUUUGCUAUGUAUAAG
Molecule: messenger RNA, 1650 nt
Organism: Aspergillus glaucus CBS 516.65
Lineage: Eukaryota; Fungi; Ascomycota; Eurotiomycetes; Eurotiales; Aspergillaceae
Product: MFS transporter
Exons: 3
Coding region: 1-1563 (520 amino acids)
Biological process (GO): transmembrane transport
Cellular component (GO): membrane
Molecular function (GO): transmembrane transporter activity
Source: RefSeq, a predicted model, not a curated record